This is a messenger RNA of Cuculus canorus (common cuckoo), 2583 nucleotides long. Its product is annotated as keratin, type II cytoskeletal 6A. Gene Ontology annotation, molecular function: structural constituent of skin epidermis. The record is from RefSeq and is a predicted model, not a curated record. Gene Ontology annotation, cellular component: keratin filament. Gene Ontology annotation, biological process: intermediate filament organization; keratinization. The transcript is spliced from 9 exons. Bases 125 to 1915 code for a protein of 596 amino acids. Lineage: Eukaryota; Metazoa; Chordata; Aves; Cuculiformes; Cuculidae.
AGCUCUCCCAUCACAGGGGUUUCUGUCUCCCUUACCCUCUGCUCUUUUCCUGCCGCACAGCUUUUAUUCGCCAGCCUUUUUUUCCCCUCUCCUGCUUUUUGCAUUUCCAACUGAACAAGGCACCAUGAGUCGGAUUUCUUUCAGAUCGUCUACUGGCGGGGGCAUGAGGGGCUUUAGCUCAGGCUCUGCUAUCAUAGGAGGUGGCAGUGGCACCAGAAGCAGUUUUAGCUCCGUCUCUGUCUCCAGAGUUGGAGGAGGAAGAGCCGGAGGUGGAGGAGGCUUCGGAGCAGGUGGUGGCUUCGGCAGCAGAAGUCUCUAUAAUCUAGGUGGAAGCAAAAGAAUUUCCUACAGCUCAGUCGGUGGAGGUCUACGGAGUGGAGCCGGUGGUGGAUAUGGCUUUGGUGGAGGAGCUGGCUUUGGUCUUGGCUAUGGUGGUGGAGCAGGCGCUGGCUUUGGCUUAGGAGGAGCUGGUGGUGGUGGCGGCUAUGGGCUGGGCAGUGGAUUUGGGCUGGGAGGUCCUGGAUUUGGUGGUCGAGGUGGCCCCGGGUUCCCCGUUUGCCCACCUGGUGGCAUCCAAGAAGUGACUGUCAACCAGAGCCUCCUGGCACCCCUCAAACUGGAUAUCGACCCAGAAAUCCAGAAGGUGCGAACACAGGAGCGGGAGCAGAUCAAGACCCUCAACAACAAAUUUGCCUCCUUCAUCGACAAGGUGCGAUUUUUGGAGCAGCAGAACAAAGUGUUGGAGACCAAGUGGAGCCUCCUGCAAGAGCAAGGUCAAACCGUCACCAGGAAGUCCCUCGAGCCCCUUUUCGAAGCCUACAUCAACAACCUCAGGAGGCAGCUAGACAGCCUUAUGGGAGAGAGGGGGAGGUUGGACUCCGAGCUGAGGAACAUGCAAGACAUGGUGGAAGACUUCAAGAACAAAUAUGAAGAUGAGAUCAACCGACGCACUGGUGCAGAGAAUGAGUUCGUGGUCCUCAAGAAGGAUGUGGAUGGUGCUUAUAUGAACAAGGUCGAGCUGCAGGCCAAAGCAGAUGGGCUGGCAGAUGAGAUUAACUUCCUGAGAGCUCUCUAUGAAGCGGAAUUGUCGCAGAUGCAGCAGCAAGUGUCCGACACGUCUGUGGUCCUGUCUAUGGACAACAACCGUAACUUAGACCUCAACAGCAUCAUUGCAGAGGUCAAAGCGCAGUACGAGGACAUCGCCAACCGGAGCCGGGCGGAGGCUGAAGCUUGGUACCAAAACAAGUACGAGGAACUCCAGGUCUCUGCUGGGCGGCAUGGUGACGACCUGCGGAACACCAAGAUAGAAAUCUCGGAGAUCAACCGGGUGGUCCAGAGGCUGCGGAAUGAGAUCGAGAGCGUGAAGAAACAGUGUGCCAACCUCCAAGCAGCCAUCGCGGAGGCAGAGGAGCGUGGGGAGAUGGCCCUCAAGGAUGCCAAAGCCAAACUGUCUGAGCUGGAGGAUGCUCUGCAGAAGGCUAAGGCUGACCUGGCCCGGCAACUCCGUGAGUACCAGGAGCUCAUGAACGUCAAGCUGGCCCUGGACAUUGAGAUCGCGACCUACAGGAAGCUCCUGGAAGGAGAGGAGAGCAGGCUUGCUGGAGAGGGAGUUGGAGCCGUGAGUGUCUCUGUGGUCAGCAGCUCGAGCGGCAUGGGCUACGGCGGCGGCAGUGGCCUGGGUGGAGGUCUCGGAAUGGGCGGAGGUCUUGGCAUGGGCGGCGGCGGCAGCUACAGCAUGACCACCAGCAGCACCAGCGGUGGCUUUGGAGGCAGCAGCGGCGGCUUCGGUGGGGGUCUCGGUUUUGGCGGAGGCAGCACCUUCAGCUCCGGGAGUGGCCGAGGCAUCGGCUCCAGCACGGGAGGCAGCGUGAGGAUCGUUUCCAAGACCACCACUAGCAAAAAGACCAUCAGAUAAGGAUGGCGAGUAUGGGGCCCCCUGCGUGGAUGACGAUGUUUCCUGCCUUCCAAAAGCAAGUGCUGCCCUAUGAAAUCAAUGGUGUAAAUAGCUGCGCUAGAUCUUCCUCCGUCCUUCACCCACCUCUUCUGGAACAGUGGGGAGAGACCAGGACUCCACUGCAAGAAUGUGGAGUACCUUCGGCUAAAGCAUAGGUUGUAACAGGUCACUGACAUGGCUUUGGUGAGCUGUCGUGGACCUGGUGGUGGCCCUCCUUUAGCACAGUCCUCGCUCUUCCCUUCUUCUCCUCCUGGAGUCACACGUUGAAAGUGGAGUGGAAGCACUUUGCUGAAUGAGGAGAGCCGCGCUUGGCCACGCACGUUCGUUCCAUUUGUCCUAACAUGAGGAUGACAGCCUGGUGAAAUCACCAAGUCCUCAGCAACGAAAACGGCUCCAAGAUGCUCCAAAAGCCUCUGCCCGCUCCGCGUUACAACCUCCAAAAGUUUUGUCUGCAAGUAAAGAUUUUUCCAGCCCCUUCUGUUUUCUCAGGCCUGUGGGAAAGGUUAUUGCUUUCUGUGCAUAGGAAUUGCCAGUCUGAUUUCCAACUCCUUGUCUUCAUGCCUACAGCCUCUUCACUUCCAAGCCUUCCAUGCUGUUUGGUGCAAUAAAAAGCAUUUGUCAUUUGUAAA